AUGACCGAAGCCCAAAUUGCAAAGAAACAGAUCUUGGAUACUGUUGCUUCUGCUAAUUCACUUUUACCCAGUGCAGCUUUAAUGAAUGUCCAAGAAGAUUUCAGAAUUGUAGUUGGCACUUAUGAACGUCUUUUAUACGGAAUCAACGCUAUUUGGAACGAAGACAAAACUAAAGUCAGUCUUCAACCUGUAUUCAUUAUUCCUGCCCAUACUGGCUGCAUUCGCACCGUUGCUAUUGGUGGUCACUUUUUGGCCUCGGGCAGUACUGAUGAAAUUAUUAGACUUUACGACAUUAAGAAACGUAAGGAAUACGGUUCUUUAGGUGGUCACCAUUCUGGUGAUAUUACAGACAUUCAAUUCCAUGGAAAGUAUAUGUUAUCUGCCAGUGAUGAUCAUUCUAUCAACUUAUGGCGAACAAAAGAUUGGGAGUUCUUGAAGAACCUCAAGUCUCACAAGGGAAGAGUUAAUUCGAUUGCUAUCCAUCCCACUGGUAAAAUCGCUUUAUCUGUCGCUAUUGAUAGAACUGCUAUUGUCUGGAAUUUAAUGACAGGUCGUAAAGCCAGUAUUAACAAAUUAGGCAGAGAUGAACCAAUGUUGGUGUUAUGGAACUCUGCUGGUGAUAAGUACGCCAUUAUGUUUGACAAAUCCAUCAAUAUUUAUAAUGUCGCAGAUGCUAAAGUAGCCACCACCAUUACACAUACAUCCAGAUUCCACACCAUGCAAUAUUUCCACUCCAAAAAGAACGACAAAGAUUAUAUUGUUACCGGAAGUGAGGAUAAGACAAUUCGUAUUUGGGAUGUUGAGACUGGAGAAUGUGUUAGAGAAGUUAUUGGACAUAAGCUUCGUGUUAAGGCUGUUAGUGUUGUUGAAUGUGAUGAUAAGAUCGUCCUUGCUUCCGUUUCAUCUGAUGGACUUAUCAAAUGUUGGGAUUUAGAGGAAGCCCUUGCUUCUGAAGGAGAGAUUGAACCUUUAGGUGAAUAUAAUACAAAGUGUCGUGCAACAUGUAUCACAUCUCAUGUUGGAUUUGCAAAGACUGAAGCUAUUGCUGCCGAAGAAGCUGCUGCUGAUGCCAUUGUUGCAAAAGAAGAGAAAGCUGCCAAAAAAGCAAAGACAGCAGCUAAACAAGCUGCUUUAGAAGAAGCAAAAAAGGCAGAAGAAAAAGCUGCUAAACCACAACAAAAGAAGAAGCAACAAAAGAAAAAGGUUGUUGCUGCAAAGAAAUAA
This is a messenger RNA of Mucor mucedo, 1224 nucleotides long. RefSeq names its product WD40-repeat-containing domain protein. Lineage: Eukaryota; Fungi; Mucoromycota; Mucoromycetes; Mucorales; Mucoraceae. The transcript is spliced from 5 exons. Gene Ontology annotation, molecular function: protein binding. The coding region runs from base 1 to 1224 and encodes 407 amino acids. The record is from RefSeq and is a predicted model, not a curated record.